Molecule: messenger RNA, 927 nt
Organism: Rodentolepis nana
Lineage: Eukaryota; Metazoa; Platyhelminthes; Cestoda; Cyclophyllidea; Hymenolepididae
Source: the annotation of a GenBank genome assembly
AUGUUUCCUCUAUAUGUCCACAUUAACAAGCCAGUUAAUAUCACAAUAAGUCCCCAGGAACAUAUCAGAACUCUAUUCGUGCCAUCAUUCCUAAGUAUUCCACUUGCACGCACUUCCUUUGCAUUUGCAUCCACUGUGCUUCGUCUUUUACCAGCUCGGAGCUUUGCUGAGGGUUCGUUGGGGAAGAGUCCGCAAAAUCCCAUUCGAUUUGACAGUGUGGUUCUCUCGAGUGAAAGUAGUCGUGGUAGCGUUAAAUGCUACCUAGACUGCACCCAUAAUGAUUAUUAUCUUUCCAUCCGGAUAACUAAACUCGACCUUCAGGGCAACUGUCCUACCUUCACCAUCUCCGAAUAUUCAACGCUCAUGGUUGAUGAAACAUUAGAAUCGGCCAACUUCCCUGCUAUCAGUAUUUAUAAACCCGGCGAUGCUAAUGUACUGGCCAAGGCCACAUGCAACGAUAGUGCUGCUUUCGUCGACACGGUAAUUCGGACUUCGACGCCUGGGCGAAAGCUAAUGGUUGGAUUCGAUUCCGGCAGCGUAGGGAAAAUCAGUUCCUUUGAAAUCACCGUCACUCCAUACUAUCUUGGGACUUCUUAUAGCUGUCCGGCGGAUCAUUUCCGGUGUUUCAAUACCAAAGACCACUGCAUUCCCGACAGUAUCACCUGUGACGGCGUCGAUAAUUGUUUUGACAAUUCCGAUGAGUCAAACUACCUAUGUACCGGACGAAUAGGAAAUCUACCAUUACCUCUCUUCAUUAUCCUUAUUAUAGUCGGAAUUCUAUUUCUGUUGGCACUUAUCACGGGUGUGGCGAUCUACCUUCGCCGUCGGCAUCUCCGUAAACAAAACAACAAGCCUGAGAUUGCUGAAGAGUUUAAAGCUCUCUUUUUUCCGACUUCAACAUUUUCUAGCAGAAUGGAUGGUUCAUAG